UCCUUAAAUAGACAUUUCCCUCAUACAAUGUAAUGUAUAAACAUCUGACAGUGUUGUUACACGUGUCUCAAAAUGACAUCGAGCUCUUUCGAAAAGCCCACCCCACGUCCGUGUUUAGAUUGCCCUCCCCCGGAUCUGAAACUGUUAUUUGCAGCGUUUUCUGUCAUUUACACAAGUGGGCUUGUCCUACCGUUUUGACAGUUGUCUGUUUAGCGUGAGUGACAUCACUGGUUCCGUCCCAACACGGAAAUGAAAGAUGGUUGUUGUGAUCCCGUGGAUUGGUGUGCCGCCUCCUGCGUGGGUAACCGUACCUGCUGUACAUGCCAACUUAAAAGUUGUAAUGUCGAGUUGAAGAAGGAAUUAUGCACAGUAAUUUGAAAUGGAUUCCGUACCCAGACGUGUAGUAACAGUUAGAUUUCGGUUUUAAUGUUGAAUAUACGAUUGCUGAUUAGCUACUUUAUUAGCUAUAGCCUAUUUAACAUAACGUUAUAUUACAUAAAGGACAAACUUUUGGAAAAUGAAGGACUGGAGACGAUUCCUACUGUUACUCCUGUUCACAUUUCUCGGGGGAAGCGUUCUUCAGUGUCAGGCGGGCAGCUCGGUGACCCUGCCUGAGUCUCUGCUCUUUGUGUCCACUCUGGACGGCAGCCUGCACGCGGUCAGCAAGCAGUCUGGGGACAUUAAGUGGACGCUGAAGGAAGACCCCAUCAUUCAAGUGCCUGUCUACCUGACUGAACCAGGGUUCCUCCCAGACCCCAAUGAUGGCAGUCUCUAUGUGCUGGGGGGCAAGAACAAGGAGGGUCUGAUGAAACUGCCCUUCACUAUUCCAGAGCUGGUACAGUCCUCUCCCUGCAGGAGUUCAGAUGGAGUUCUCUACACCGGGAAGAAGCAGGACACAUGGUUUGUGGUGGACCCUCAGACGGGAGAGAAACAGAGCAGUCUGACCACCGGCUCUUCAGAGUCCAUCUGCCCCUCUGCACCUCUGCUCUACAUUGGGCGCACAGAGUACAUGAUCACCAUGUACGACACCAAGACGCGGGAGCUGCGCUGGAACGCCACCUACAACGACUACUCUGCCCCUCUGUACGACGACAAAUACGACUACAAGAUGGCGCACUUCACGUCCAGCGGGGACGGGCUGGUGGUGACUGUGGACAGGGAGACGGGGGACGUGCUGUGGAUGCAGAACUACGGCUCGCCAGUAGUGGGCGUGUACCUGUGGACGCAGGACAGCCUGCGGCGAGCUCCCCACAUCAACCUGGCCAUGGAGACCCUGCGCUACCUCACCUUCUCCUCCCACAACGUUCACACCAUGAAGUGGAGCUACCAGUUCGUCAAGGAGCAGGCCAGCGCCAAGACACAGCUUGUGCCUACGCUGUAUGUGGGGAAGAUGGACUCCCAUUUCUAUGCCUCCACGUCACUGGUCCACGAAGGCGUGUCUAUCGUGCCACGCGGGCUGACGCUGGCCAGGAUUGAGGGGCCAACGACAGAGGAGGUGACGGUGAGGGACACGGCCGAGUGCGAGAUCACUCCCAGCACAGACGUCAAGUACCCCCCAGGCACCACGCAGAGCCUGCACAACCAUUGGCUGCUGAUUGGUCACCAUGAGAUACCCCCUGUGGCGCACACCACUAUGCUGCGGGAAUUCCCUGAGAGCCUUCAACGUUCCGGGGAUGCUGUGAUCCCGCCCCGGGCCUCACCACGCCCACCAUACCACCCUUUCGUGGCAGGGAGUAAGACCCGGGAGCCCCUGCCUGUCAAACAGGAUGCCCCGCCUGUGGCCACGCCCCCUCUGAUGGCCAUCCUGCCUGAGAGCCUGACCCAGGACCCUCUCACCCUGGUCGUGCUCACCCUGCUGCUGGGCGGCUGGCUGGCCUUUGUGUUCACGUACCCUCGGUGUUGUCAUCACGCAUGGCCCAUCAGGAGAAGGUGCAGAGGCAGCAGCUGGAGGAAGCUCUGGAGUCCAGGCUGCAGAGGCUGCAGACUCAGCAGAGCAUGCCCCCCCCCCUCUGACUCUGGGCCCCCCCGAAGCAGCAGUGACUCUGCCAGAGAUGGCAUCUCCAAUGGCUCCCCACCUCAGGGGCCCCCACAAACUGCAGAGCCCCUACACACUACAGAUGGACAGCCACAGGAAGUGGAAGUGGGGAAGAUCUCUUUCGAUCCUGCUGAGGUGCUCGGACAUGGGGCAGAAGGCACUUUCGUCUUUAGGGGCUGUUUUGACGGCCGCCGGGUGGCUGUGAAGCGGAUCCUGCCGGAGUGCUUCGACUUUGCCGAGCGGGAGGUGCAGCUUCUGCGCGAGUCCGACGAGCACCCCAACGUCAUCCGCUACUUCUGCACCGAGCGCGACCGCCAGUUCAUCUACAUUGCCAUUGAGCUGUGCGCUGCCACGCUUCAGCAGUUUGUUGAGGACCCAGAGUGCCCACACUCCAGCCUGGACCCCGUGACCCUCUUACAGCAGACCAUGUGCGGCCUGAGUCACCUGCAUUCUCUAAAUAUUGUGCACCGGGACCUGAAGCCUCGGAACAUCCUGCUGUCCAUGCCGGGGCCACGGGGCCGGGUGCGGGCGCUGAUCUCUGAUUUCGGCCUGUGUAAGAAGCUCCCGGCGGGGCGGCACAGCUUCAGCCUGCGCUCAGGGAUCCCCGGCACGGAGGGCUGGAUCGCCCCGGAGGUGCUCCUGGACCCGCCCAAGGACAACCCGACCAGUGCGGUGGACAUCUUUUCUGCAGGAUGUGUUUUCUACUAUGUGGUCUCUAGGGGGCAGCAUCCGUUUGGAGAUACCAUUCGGCGGCAGGCCAAUAUCCUGUCGGGAGCUUACAACCUUGAGCACUUCAUGGAUGACCUGCACGAUGACGUGAUUGCGAGGGACCUGAUUGAGAGUAUGAUCAGUGAGGACCCGCAGUCUCGCCCAUCGACAGCCUGCGUUCUUAAGCACCCCUUCUUCUGGAGCCCCGAGAAGCAGCUGCAGUUCUUUCAGGAUGUGAGUGACCGGAUAGAGAAGGAGCCACCAGACAGCCCCAUUGUGGUGAGUCUGGAGACAGCGGGCAGAGCGGUGGUCAGGACCAACUGGAGGAUGCACAUCUCUGUCCCUCUGCAGACAGACCUUCGGAAGUUCCGCACCUACAAAGGCAACUCAGUCCGGGACCUGCUGAGGGCCAUGAGGAAUAAGAAGCACCAUUACCACGAGCUGCCUGCAGAAGUGCAGGAGACACUUGGGGAGGUCCCAGAAGGUUUUGUGCAAUACUUCACCUCACGCUUCCCUCGCCUGCUGCUACACACACACAGUGCCAUGAGCUCCUGUGCCCACGAGCGACUCUUCCACCCCUACUACCCUCCUCCAGACCCUGAGCCCCACUAAGGAGCAGCACGGGCAGCCCCUGGGGGGACGGACACUGCAGAUCCCCCUAAAACCAAGACUACCCCAUCACACUCCAUGAUGAGGGAACGGCGCCGCCCGUCUGCUCUAACCCAACUCUCCCUCUGUGAAAACCCAAACCUUUGGACGUCAGUGGAUGGACUGACUCGCACUGUGAACAUGGUUACACACACUGGAGAUAGCCCAGUCAAAGGGGCACAUGAAGAGUUGCACUAAGCUGUUACUGUCCUUUGAAGACGCCAGAGCCAAAAGUGUCUCCUGGAGAAUGCAUCCGUUUUGUAAAUUAUUUUUGAAAAGUAUUGUAUUUUUUAAGUAUUUUUAUCAAUGGAACGAUGGAAUCACUGUUUUUAAAACUUUCAUUUAUCUAACAGAAUAUUCAGCCAGAUGAGGAUAGGAAUGAUUUUUACACUGGCUAGGGUGAGCAAUGAAGCCUGUAAUGAUCCUUAAGCCUGAGAACGUCCAAUAGAGGCGUGUGUGUAUAUGGCUGAAUACGUUACAAGAAAAAAAUCUUUCCCACUUUCCUAAUGUGUCAGACAACUAUUUCUUACACCUAAGCAACCACCACGUAAAGAACUGAAAUGCUGUCAUUUUAAGUUCGGGCACCCCUCUAUGCAUUUCAGCCAGCCAACUGGUUUACCUCAAAAUUGGAGGUAAUGUAAUAUGCUGGUUAGCUUAUCCAAGUCUGUGAGCAUGUGCUUUUUAAGUAAUGUGGUCCUAUUAAUGUACUUGUUUCACGGGUUAUAAACACAAGUUGAGAUACCAGUUGGCUACUGCCACCAUUCGUCUAGAAAAUAUGGCAGCACACUUCCUGGAUGAAAAGUGAUUUGAUUGGAUGCAUACAAGUCAUGAAUCUUUUAUUUUUCACUAAGUGGAGAAACAACACUAUUGUGUUGUCUUGGUAAUUGGAUCAUUUAAUGAUUUUUAACUAUCCAUUUACUUAUAUGAUGCAAGACUUGAAUUCACAUCCAUUAUACUUACUGGCCUGCAUAUCUUAUCCAUUGACAGAAGUAGGAAAAAACAUAAGAUUUUUCUUUAUUUGGUGCUUUUCAUGAUUAUAGGGAUUAUAUACCAUUUUAGGCCACUUUGUCAGAAAUAGCUGUGUAUGCCAUGAAGAAUGAAAGCCCAGUGUCCACAUUGUUGCAUAUUGCGCUACACUGCAAUUACAUAAAGAGGUGACAGCUUUUUAACUGAGCAAAUAUGAGUCCAGUCUCCUGAUUUUUUUCCCCCUUAACCUUAAUACAAUGCAGAUUUGGCUUAUUUGCUUUGUCUUUGAACUCUUGAUCUACAAAUGGUUAGAAUUAGUCAUAUGUCCACUUUCACCAAUUAGGAGCCUAUUGAUUCCUCGGUCUUUUAUUUGAUCAGUUCAAAUAUUUUUACCUCUUAAUGUAAUUGAUUGCAAUAUAGAACAAUGUGAAUAUGGGACUUUUAUUCUUCAUGGCAUGCAUAGCCAUUUCUGAAAAUGACCUAAGAGGGUAAAUCAUCCCACUAAACAUGAGGUGUAAUCAAGAAAAACCUAAACCAAACUUGCAAUUGCAGCUGGAAUGAAAACCAGCAGUGGUACCCCCUGGACCAAGUUUGAGAACCACAGGUUUAAAAAUGGAAAUUUUCUUCAUAAAUCCCAGCUGACCUUUAACUUUGGAAAUAUUGUUAAUCAACGGUCCAGGAUGCAGAAAGGGGUACAUUUGCUACCCGGCUGAACGGAAAGGAUUUUCUUUUGUAAAAGAAGAUUGAAUGGCACUGGGGACACUUUUAUACUUAUUUUUGGAAUAAAUGUUUCAAACCU
This is a messenger RNA of Anguilla anguilla (European eel), 5156 nucleotides long. It is a transcript of the gene ern2, whose product is annotated as endoplasmic reticulum to nucleus signaling 2. Gene Ontology annotation, molecular function: protein serine/threonine kinase activity; RNA endonuclease activity; ATP binding. The record is from RefSeq and is a predicted model, not a curated record. Gene Ontology annotation, cellular component: IRE1-TRAF2-ASK1 complex. The transcript has 23 exons. Gene Ontology annotation, biological process: mRNA processing; intrinsic apoptotic signaling pathway in response to endoplasmic reticulum stress; IRE1-mediated unfolded protein response. Lineage: Eukaryota; Metazoa; Chordata; Actinopteri; Anguilliformes; Anguillidae. Bases 518 to 3355 code for a protein of 945 amino acids.